AAGUGUCCUCUCUAGAACCAGCCGAGAAACUGAAACUGCCCAAGCGGUCGGGUUCUUCGGCGAACACCCAGCGGCCAGCGCUCGCUCUACUCGUCAGGCUUCCAUCGGCGCCCCCGCCCGAAGCUUCUGGACGGCGAUGGCGGAAGCUCCGAGAACCUCGGAGGCGCGCCGGGACGCCGUGUUUGGGCGGUGGGUCGUCUUCUCGCCGGCGCGCUCGCGCCGCCCCACCGACCUCAAGUCGCACAACCCCACCGCCAACCCUAGCUCCGGCCCCGGCGCCGACGCCCCCAAGCCGUCCUGCCCCUUCUGCGCCGGCCGCGAGUCCGAGUGCGCCCCCCAGAUCUUCCGCGUGCCGCCCGACGACGCGCUGCCGUGGCGGAUCCGCGUCAUCCAGAACCUCUAUCCCGCGCUGCGGCGCGACAUCGAGCCGCCGCCCGCGCCCGAGCCGGAGGUGGUUGACGGGGAGGCGGAGGCGGAGGAGCAGCCCGGGGAGCGCGCUGUGCGCGGGUUCGGGUUCCACGACGUGGUCAUCGAGACGCCGCGCCACGACGUCCGGCUGUGGGACCUGGGCGCAGAGGGGGUCCGCGACGUGCUGCUCGCCUACGCGGCGCGCGUGCGGCAGCUCCGGGAGCACCCCGCGGUGAAGUAUGUUCAGGUGUUUAAGAACCAUGGGGCAUCUGCUGGAGCGUCAAUGGCACAUUCACACAGCCAGAUGCUGGGAACUCCCUUUGUCCCUCCCUCUGUUACAUCUCGGCUUAACUGCAUGAAGGGGUUUUUUGAUAGAUCAGGGAACUGCAGCCUUUGCGAGAUUAGGUCCAAAGAUAUCCUGAUCAGCAAGACACCCUAUUUUUCUGCGAUUGUUCCUUUUGCUGCAUCAUAUCCAUUUGAGAUAUGGAUUAUUCCCCAGCAACAUCUUUCUUAUUUUCAUGAAAUUGAUGAGGCUAAGGCACUGGAUCUUGGAUCUCUGUUGAAGACAAUGCUACAAAAGCUGUCUAAGCAGCUCAAUGACCCACCAUUCAAUUUUAUGAUCCACAGCACACCAUUUGGGCUCUCAUCAUCCUGCCUGCCUUAUGCACACUGGUUCCUUCAGAUCGUGCCCCAGUUAAGUGUAAUAGGCGGGUUUGAGCUUGGAAGUGGGUGCUACAUCAAUCCAGUUUUUCCUGAAGAUGCUGCCAAGAUUUUGAGGGAACUUGACUGUUCAACCUAGCUGGUGGUUUUUUCUCGAAUAUGCAGGAGAGCUGCUGCGUAUCAUUGCAUUAAGAAAGAAGAUCCUAGCUGGCGGUUGGUAUCUGAUUGUUCACUAAAUAUGAAAGAAAGCUAUGUUCCACAAUACUUUCCCUGAAAGCAAAAGUAACAUGUUAAUAAUCCAAGUGGACAGCUAACAUGAUAUGUAACAGCGGACGGACCUUGUUUUGGUGAGGAUGAUCUGCUGGGGUUUCAUUAAACUUUUAUCUGAAUCCUCCCCUGGCAAAUAGCUAUUGUCAGGCCUGCAUGCCAAGUGUUGUUUUUUAAUUUUGUGGGCCGUCAGGUUGAUGAUUGCAUGUUGAUGUACAAUUGGGUUAAAAACAGAGUUUUCCAGACUAAUAAAUUGUUGAUAUCUUUCUGACAA
Molecule: messenger RNA, 1609 nt
Organism: Panicum virgatum (switchgrass)
Lineage: Eukaryota; Viridiplantae; Streptophyta; Magnoliopsida; Poales; Poaceae
Product: ADP-glucose phosphorylase-like
Exons: 3
Coding region: 137-1207 (356 amino acids)
Biological process (GO): beta-D-galactose catabolic process via UDP-galactose, Leloir pathway
Molecular function (GO): zinc ion binding; UDP-glucose:hexose-1-phosphate uridylyltransferase activity
Source: RefSeq, a predicted model, not a curated record